AUGAAAGAAGAAACCAUUAUGUUCAGUUUAGAAAACGCUAAAACGCCGAAGGAAAAACGGGCUGUUUACAAAAGUGUUCAAGUGCAACUGCAAAACAACGGUAACGUUCAGCUUGUGGCAAAUAUUGCACACUGAAACUAGUAUUCACUUCAAGAUUUAUUGCGAGUUCCUUGAAAUAAUAAGGUUAGAAAGAAAAUAAUUCAUCUUCUGUUAACUUUUUCAGCUAGACUGAUUUUACACGUUCGAUUUAGCUGCUGGUUUAAUCUUACGGACUGGAUGAAUAAUUUGAUUUUUGCUUGCCUUUUUUUGGGAAAAAACGUCUUAAUACUAUUGCAUGAUAACCGGCGUAUUUGUUUUGUUUUUGUAUCUGUUGACAAAAUUCGCUUUUUUUGUGUAGGGAUACAUUUUCAAUUAGAAAGUAUCAUUAACAAGUGGAAAAAGCUGAAACAGCAACAUAAGCAACAUCAUGAUAAACAAAAACGAAGUGGGACUGAACGUCGAAAGAAAUGGAAAUUCUUUGAUGACGUGGAUCAAAUAUGUGGUCACAGGGAUACAUCUUCACCCGCAUGUCUUAUUGAUUCAGGUCUAGCUGAUGAAGGUGCAGGUAAAGUAUUUCUUAUGUCUAUCUGGUGGGGAAGGGCCUACAUGGUAUAUGUAAAUAUCAGGAUAAUGACCUCCAUUACGCUACGCUUAGCCGUUUGAGUGACUCCAUUUCAAGCUUUUACAUUUUUAUGUAAGCUUAUGUAUACCUUUUAAUUUUUUUGUGCAACUGAACAUUGCAUGGAAGUCUGUACUUUAAAAAUUAUUAUUACUAUUAUUAUUAAUAAUAGAAACCAUACUUCAAGACUGUCAGACUGGCAAAAGUGACGGCAUAUUAUCUUCCUGUGUCAAAAAAAGGUUAGCACGUGGAACUGAGGGAGAGCAGAAAAUUCAUAUUGUAUUUAUCCCGUUUUCAAUGUUAGGGUAAUAUUAUUAUUUUCUUUCCCUCUGUUCAGAUUUGGAAAGUGAAACAGGUGAUGAUAGCAAAAUUGGCUCUGAUGAUGAAAUGGCAAGUGUGCAUGAUGAAGAGCAAAGCAAAGAUACAAAUGACGUGUCUGUAGAGGGAUGCAGUGAACUUACUAAACGUAAACUGGAGCUAGAAGAGGAAGAAUUAAAACCUCAUGUCAAGAAAAGCAAGGUUUCCAAAAAAGAAAGGAAGACAAGCUUGAGAAAUCUAUUGCAGUGUUAA
Molecule: messenger RNA, 1228 nt
Organism: Porites lobata
Lineage: Eukaryota; Metazoa; Cnidaria; Anthozoa; Scleractinia; Poritidae
Source: the annotation of a GenBank genome assembly